UGGAAGUUUUUUGCCAAAAGUUAAAAGAAGCCUGAAAACCCUCAUUCUUGCAGUUUGCUUGAUUCACUUCUUCAGUUUAGCAAACGUUAGCCUUCAAUACGAGGUCAAUCAUGGAGAGUUUCAGUUUCAUCUUGUUCAGAGGAACUAAACGGGUGACUGUCAAAGAAGACGACAUGACGACCGAAAAAAUCGGCAGGAUCUUCCAGGUACAUGGCCCCAGUCUCUACAUCACCGAUGACAGCAACAUAGCCAUAUUUCCUGGGCCUGAUGGCCGUUUUAGCACUUUAGACCUCAUUGCAAGAGGACAUUACGAGGUGCACGGCGAAAGCAGCGUGGAAGACUCAUCUACCGGCAGUGUGCCAGCAACACAGCCUACCCGCUUUUCUUUCCACCGCCCAACCACCGCUGCAGGUUCUGCUGCAGGUUGUGCUCCAGGUUCUGCUCCAAGGGUUUCAGCAAAUCAAAGAGCUAAUCUGACAAAAACAUUCCAAAGGAACAUCUUCAUUGCUGAACUUGUGGAUGGCAAGUUGGAGACUAGCACAACGCUGACUGUGCGUUUUUCAGAAUUUGAAGCUUCUGUUAUGGGCAUCCUCUACAAAGUCAAUGAUGCCCUUGAACAAGAGGAUUCACGCAUCCUCACUGAUGGCCAGGGGAACAAAAUCAUGGACUCUGAAGGAACCAGAGGAUCAGCAUUUUGGAAGCAAAAUGCAAGGAAAAUAUUUGCUGUGAAGGAAGAACACUUCUUGCAGUUACAAGCUAGUAAAAAGAGGAGACUGAGUCGACGAGAAGAUACAGGCCUCGAUCUGGUUUUUGAUAGAAUUGAAGAGGUGGUCCUGGCAUCCCAGGGACUGCAAGAAGUGUCCACUACAAUGAAGGAGCUGAUGGAGUUUGCAAAUUCCAACCGCAGAACAACACUGUCCCUGACUGAAGCCCAAGCAGCUGCUGUUAGAGAUGCCUUUGCCUGUAUUGUCUGCAAAAGUCAAGUGGUUGAGCCCAUGGUUUCAUCCUGCUGCCAAAGCCUUGUUGGCUGUAGGAGCUGCAUUGAAGAGUGGCAGAAAAAUUCUGCCUUUUGCCCAAAAUGUCGAAUUGAUGAUUUUAGUGCCAACAUUCAAAGACUUACUGGCCUCGCUGAUGCAUUGACUGCAUUGGGAAGUAUAUUCUGGGAGUAA
This is a messenger RNA of Triplophysa dalaica, 1169 nucleotides long. RefSeq lists its product as uncharacterized. Lineage: Eukaryota; Metazoa; Chordata; Actinopteri; Cypriniformes; Nemacheilidae. The record is from RefSeq and is a predicted model, not a curated record. The coding region runs from base 111 to 1169 and encodes 352 amino acids. The transcript is spliced from 6 exons.